AUGGGUAUCCCUGACGAUGCCACGGAGGCGGUGAGGAAGAAAUCUUCAAAGAAAGAGGAGCAAGAGAAGGAGGAUGCGCUGAUUGUCGAUGGGAAGCAGGUGCAUGGCAUGACACCCGAGCUGCGCCUGAAGUGGCUGGACAAGGCCCUACAGAGGUGCGAAGAGGGAAAGGUGGAGAAGUCCUUGAUCUUUGACAUUCUCUCCAACGCGAAGUUCUGCCACGACUGCAGCUCGAAGAUGGGCGCGAAGAUGUUUCGCCUUGUGCGGGCGCACGCCGACUCGUUCUCCGCAAAGCAGCGGAAGCAUUUGCAAGUAGGCGACUGCCUACUCAGAAAGCUGUACAAGAAGGCAACUUCCGAAGGCGAGGAUGACAAGGAGGACAAGGACACGGGCGCAGGCGCCAUGGGCGCCUUGUGGGACCGGCUGACGGCUCUGGCGCCGGCGGAGCGGGCGGAGCAGGUUGAGGCUUUGAACGAUGCCACCAAAGAAGCGCUGGAGGAAUUCCUGGAGGCCAGGGAUUGCCUCAUGCGCCCGGAUCCGGGCUGCCGAAGGCUGGACAUCGGGGCGUUCAUUCCCACGGCUUCAUCUGGCUGUGGUUGUCAACAAUAG
Molecule: messenger RNA, 609 nt
Organism: Effrenium voratum
Lineage: Eukaryota; Dinophyceae; Suessiales; Symbiodiniaceae
Source: the annotation of a GenBank genome assembly